UUGGGAUAUGGUUACGAGCCCAGUGAUACUGGAGAAGAAGACGCCUAGUGUCACCGGAGAAUCCGCGACUUCGGAAUCCUCCUCGCCGGCGUAAAAAGAAGUUGAAGAAAGCUUCUACUUGAUCAAAUCAAAAAACUAAGAACGGCGUACACUCCUACAACUGUAAACAUAAAAAACGGCACUACAUUCUACAUACCAAUGGAAGCUGAAGAUGACUCCGGCAACAAGGACCUCUUCGAUGGUUAUCAUCCUCUUUCAUCCACUGAAGCUGCUUCUGGUAGUCAUAGUCCCAAUACCAAGAGGAAAGUCGAAAACUCUUUUGGUCUCUUCUGCGUUAUGAGAAAGAGAGCUCGUGGGUACAUCUCUGUUGAUGAUGAUGAUGAUGACGACGACAUGUCUUCUUCGGAGAAAGGUGAUGACUUUUUCUGCAGCGACAGUGACACAGACAUGUCUGAUUGUUCUGAGUUCGAUGUUAUAUCACAACAUGUUGUACAAGACACGGGUUUGAUUGAUGGCGAAAAUGGAGUUAGCAGCAAUGAUGAACCAAUACCGAUCAGCAGUGUUCCUCCUGAUGGUGGUUCAAGCGGCGUAUUGCUGCUAGACACUUGUUCGUUUCAACAGAGGGUCGGAUGUUUAAGCGAGUACAACAACGUUCGUGAUGACGAGUUUGGUCUUGGUAUCUCUCCAGUGCCUUUAACGAAAACCCUCCAAGGAUCUGGUAGGCAGUGGUCAGUGUGUGGCUCUGUAGCUGGAGUCAGAAACAUAACUCUAUUGGGAGAUAGUUCAGGAGGUGCGUGUAGUGCCUUGGGUGGUGAACAGUUAGAUGUGAAUGUAAGUAGCUUUCAAGGCAUGGAUGCAGGACUUUCUCAAACUCUAUACCAGGAAGAAGAAGAUGAGAUGUCCUUUUCUGACGUUGAUGCAAUGAUACGCAGAUUGAAUCUGAUCCCUGAUGAUUCAGAUUCAUGCUUAGGUAUGGAAGAACGGAACAUGUCUAAGCAUCCAAGACAUACAUUACUUGGACUGGAACACUGCUCGAUUCCGAGAGGAAUUAUAUCUCAAGGGGCAAUAGCAGUCCUGCAUUGUCGUGGCUUAAAGCAUUUUAUCAGGAAACAAGAGGUAAUUAUUGGAAGGUCAUGUGAUGGCAUGAAUGUUGAUAUUGACUUGAGUAAAUAUGGUUAUGGGAGCAAUAUAUCUCGGCGUCAGGCAUUGGUGAAGCUAGAGAAGAAGGGAUCAUUCUCUCUAAAGAACCUUGGAAAGCGACAUAUCCUUGUAGACGGGGAGAAGCUUAAUACAGGACAGAUUGCAUCCCUCACAUCAUGUAGCUCAGUGCAGAUUAGAGGAGAAGUCUUUGUGUUCAAGAUUAACAAAGAAGCAGUGAGACAGUUCUUGAAGAACAACAUAAAGAGAAACAGCAAGGACGACACCAAGUUCAGAUGGUGCGAAUAGAUUAUUGUUUAGUACCUUUUGCUCUGCAUAGUCUUUAGUUACCCCACCUCUCAGUAUGGGUUAAAAUUACGUUUAAGCACCUAACGCCAAUGAGUGGAUCCCUUUAAUCAUAUGUGGACAUUUUGGUCUUCUUUGGUAGAUUUAUAAGUUAAGUUUAGAGAAAAUGAUUUGGAGUCUUUUGCUUGCAACAGCUGCAAGUUACUUCUCUGAAGUGUUUUCUUCUGUCAACCACCAAUUAUUUAAUUUACAUA
Messenger RNA from Raphanus sativus (radish), 1697 nucleotides. RefSeq lists its product as uncharacterized. NCBI's taxonomy places the organism in Eukaryota, Viridiplantae, Streptophyta, Magnoliopsida, Brassicales, Brassicaceae. Gene Ontology annotation, cellular component: MLL1 complex; NSL complex; Ino80 complex. Gene Ontology annotation, biological process: positive regulation of transcription by RNA polymerase II. The coding region runs from base 199 to 1446 and encodes 415 amino acids. Gene Ontology annotation, molecular function: protein binding; G-quadruplex RNA binding. The transcript has 7 exons. The record is from RefSeq and is a predicted model, not a curated record.